AUGUCGAACUACGGUAACGCCAACAAACACUCCCUCGUCUUUAAGCAGACGCCGGAGAGGUUUAAAGAAAACAAGAGGCUGGGGCAUACAAUUCGGCUAGUUCGCCUGCUCGAUCUUUCGGGCCCUGGUAAGAAACGUCGCCGCCUUGAUGACGCCCGUUACGAAACGAACAUCCCCGGGCAGGUCCAAGAGCCUCCCCACAAGUGGCUGCUCAGCUAUGUUGGCCGUGACACAUCUCAGGAAUUUAUCAGUGACUUGGCAGGCGACGGGUUCGGCUUCGUCCUCAAGAUCCCGAGGGAGAUGAAGACGACUUGGAAGCUUUUUUGGACGAGAUGGAGGCCUUUCUCGAGAAGAUGGCAAGUACACGCGGACCCAGUUGCUGAUCAACUCUUCUCAAAUAUUCGCGAGUUUACCUACAGGCGCACCGAAGUGGAGGCGGCGAUGAACUGA
Messenger RNA from Gaeumannomyces tritici R3-111a-1, 450 nucleotides. RefSeq lists its product as hypothetical. The transcript has 3 exons. NCBI's taxonomy places the organism in Eukaryota, Fungi, Ascomycota, Sordariomycetes, Magnaporthales, Magnaporthaceae. The coding region runs from base 1 to 450 and encodes 149 amino acids. The record is from RefSeq and is a predicted model, not a curated record.